CUGCACGGAGACAAUUCGUUGCGUUACCCUCCGCUGGUCGAAGGCCGCUUCAUAAAGCGCCUGAACCGUUUCGCCGCUCUCGUCGACAUCGAUCAUCGCGAGCACCUGGUCCACGUGGCCAACUCCGGACGCAUGGAAGAGCUGCUGGUGCCGGGCUUCCGCGUCCUGCUGGCUCCAGCGCCCCAGCCGUCCGCCCGAAAAACCACCCACGAUCUCGCAAUCGUUGAUACCGGCAGUACCCUCUCAUCCGCCGAUGCCCGAUUGCCCAACCGUCUGGUUGCCGAGGCCAUCGCCGAGGGUCGCCUGCCCCAAUUCGCCGGCUAUCCGGUGCUGCGCCCCGAAUCCACGUUCGGCGAGAGCCGGCUGGACUUUCGCCUCGACGGCCCCACGGGAACCUGCUACGUGGAAACCAAAUCGGUAACCCUGGUAGUUGAUGGAGUCGGGCUGUUCCCGGACGCGCCCACCAUCCGCGGCGUCAAGCACCUGCGCAGCCUGAUGAGCGCUAUCGACCAGGGCCAUCAGGCGUCGGUCAUUUUCGUCAUCCAGCGCUCCGACGCCAACGCCUUCGCUCCCCACGAUACCGCCGAUCCAUUGCUGGGACAAACCCUGCGACAGGCCGUGGCCAGAGGUGUACAGGCAUGGGCAUAUCGUUGUCACCUGGACGAUACCAGCAUCGUUCUGGCCGACAGCAUACCGGUGCGACUGUAA
Messenger RNA from Geodia barretti, 708 nucleotides. The record is from the annotation of a GenBank genome assembly. NCBI's taxonomy places the organism in Eukaryota, Metazoa, Porifera, Demospongiae, Tetractinellida, Geodiidae.